Molecule: messenger RNA, 831 nt
Organism: Naegleria gruberi
Lineage: Eukaryota; Heterolobosea; Eutetramitea; Acrasida; Naegleriidae
Exons: 3
Coding region: 1-831 (276 amino acids)
Biological process (GO): signal transduction
Cellular component (GO): plasma membrane
Molecular function (GO): GTP binding; GTPase activity; GDP binding
Source: RefSeq, a predicted model, not a curated record
AUGAUUUUGGCAUUUGCUGUUGAUCGGAAAUUGUCGGAUUGCAGUGCCAUACAGUCACAUGUGGAGUUUGUGGCAAAUUUUCAAUCCUUGAGUAAGAAGAUUAAUGAUUUGAAGGAGAUGGCGGAAUGUUUCAAUGAAUUUUGGUGGAAUUUAUUUAAGAGUUUUAGUUUUGCAACUGAAAAUUAUUCAAACGGGAAGGAAUUGGAGCAAUUGAAAAUUCUUGGAAGUGAAAGAGUAGGAAAAUCAUCCAUUACAAUAUUCUUUGUAACAAAUUUUGUAAUUGAUGAUCAUGAGUCAUCGUUUGAGGAUACCUAUGUUAAACAAUUGAAAAUAGACAGACUAUCGGUCAAACUUGCAAUUUUAGACACAAUUGAAUCGGAUUAUCAUUAUUUGAGAGAAACACAUAUUCUAUAUGCAGAUGGUUUUGUCUUGAUUUGCUCUGUGGAUAACAUAAAAUCACUUGUGGGAAUUCGAGAACAAGUUGCAAAAAUUGUAAGAGUGAAAGAUCUCGAAGUCAAUAGCACUCCAAUUGUGUUUGUAAUUAACAAGAUUGAUUUAUUACAAAAUGACAAUAGGAAACAAACAAUCGAUGAAUUCAAAAAGGAAAUUAAUAAUAUAAUCAAAGAGUAUGACUUGGUGAAUACAAGUACAAUGCUGAGCAGUGUUAAAAGUGAACCAGAGAAAAUUACUUUAAUAUUUGAGGAAUUGGUAAAAAGACAAAUUCUGCAAGGUGACAAUAUAGAAAUUCUUAAAAAUGUUGUAGAGAAAGAUUGGUCAUACAUUCAGGAAUGCAACAAUACAUUGAAUAAGAAGAAGUGCUCAUUAAUGUAA